CCACUAUCAAAUAAAGAAGGUUUAUCCCUCAAGAUCGUCCAACGAAUCGCUCUCGGAUCAGGGAAACGAUCGAUCACUCCUCCACUGAACACUCACCCUCUCAACAGCUUGUUCUUUUAUCUGUGUCAGCAAUAAGCAAGGAGCAUCGGAUCAAGCACUCGGCCGAUCUCUUUGCCAUAUUGUCCCUGCGCCGCCCUUGCUUCAAUGACACUUCAGCAACCGCAGCAGCACAAGCAGCCGAGACACAAGCACCCCUCAGUAUCCGCUACAACCGCCAUAACCACAACCACUACCUCAACAUCCUCGGCUCCCGCCCCCCGGCUUGAUACUAGCAUCAGUAACAAUAACAGCAACAGCAGUAGUGCCAAUCUCAACCGCUCCGUUGAUUACAGGAGCAACAAUACGACGGCCUUCGAUCAUCAUUCGAGCGCCCUAUCAUCACCAGCUCGCCCUGCCAGCGACCCUUCGGUAGCAGAAAAAGAGCAAGCUUUGGCUUCACUCGCGCCGUCCAUUGUCACUGGCAACGAGGGCUCCAGCUCCUCUGGGAGUCGAGACGCUAGGGUGUCAAGGGAUCAGGACAACUUGUCGCAGAGUACAAGAUCGGAUCAGGAUCAGUCACCAGCAACAGAGCCGCAGCAAGAGUUGAACACAGAGGAAUCACCAGGCAUUGGGACAGGAGAAGGAUCUGGAUCUCCAGCAACGUCGUUUGCCAGAAUCACAGCUCGAUGCCAGGAUCACCUCAAACUGUUCUUCUCGAUGCAUCACAAGCUGUUUGACCUUGUGGCCUUCUACGUUGUCAUGUUUGCCAUCAACGGCCAGAUGACCUCGCUUCCGACCCGGCUGGAAUGGAUCGGUUUCUGUGUUCAGUCGAUCGUGGCCUUGCGCAGGGCCUUCCAGACCUCUAUCAAACAUGGCAUCGGAUUGACUUCGUUUUUAGGCAUGUUGGAUCUCCUUGUGGGCCAAUUGUUCCUACACCAGGAUCGACUCGGGCUUCUACCUACAGUCGCCAACAUUCUCGUGUAUUUUUAUGUGAUCAAUCUGACGCGCGGUUUGGUGUUCGGGGACUCUGUCUCCUGCCUACUUUGGUUCCUGUUUGGGCUUAUCGACAUUUAUCGCAAGGACCCAUCCUCGGCCUCGAUUCUUGAUCUGACGCCAUAUAAGGUCAUUCCAGUUCAUACUGUCGGCUUUGGCCUGUACAUCCUGAUGUCUGAGCUCGUUGAUGUGAUGCUCCAGAGUGCCGAACCGGAUCCGAUUCAAGGGCGACAUCUACAUUACGUUGGCGCACAAAAAGGAGGACCCGUUUCCAUACGGUCGUCCUCAAGACGUUCUUCAACACGCUCAAUGGAUCCAUCGAACAAUCUUCGUUUUGAGCUGUGCAUCACCGAGAUCACGCCAUUCACAGUCUCGUUCUGCCUCAAUGCCGUCUCGGAUGCGCCUCUGUCGGGCCAGACGCCUGAACAGGAUGCAGUUCCCAACAACAUAUCAGCAUCAGGAACAAUAGACGGAAGCGCAGCAGGAGAAACGACGACAGUGAGCGAUACGGUGGACCUUUCAACCAUUAAAAUUGGAUCAGCCACAAACUCUUCUUCAUCGUUGUCGGGACACCGACAGUCCAAAUCAAGAACAGCGCCAAGAAUCAUAUCAACAUCCGACAUUGUGAUUCAUGUCAAUUACAUCCCCUGGCAACAAGUUCAGUAUCAUUUCCCGGAUGAACAGAGUUUCACCCUCUAUGGACUAACGCCUUCGACGGACUAUGAGAUCGAAAUGAGAGUUCAUCAGUUUUCCAGUUUUGUGACCCGGAUUGGCACCCGGGCAGCAUCACCUGGCACGCCGAUACCGACGAAAGGGUUUGAAAAGACAGUAACCAAGCAGACGGAAACAGCACCUAAAAACAACAAAAAUCGUAAAAGUAAAAAAAACCAAAGGAAUCAAAGGGACAUUGCAGACAGGAGUGGCGAUCUCAGUAAGUCUAAGGCCUCUGCGACAACGGCCACGUCUGCUUCAACGUCAGGCUCUACUUCAGGAAAGGCAUCGGAAACGACAACGUCCAACAGCGGGACUCUAGUCUGCACGGAAUCCGCUCCCCAGACCCCAACAGCCCAUGAAGACUUGCUGUCAGCAGGGGACGAUAAAAAGAACUCCAACCAAUUGCUGUUCGAGCAGCUGCGGAAGUCCAUACACGCCUCUGUCGAAGCUGCCAGUGCAACCAAGGCAGCGCUCAAAAAGCUGAAGCGAGACCAGAGUAAGGUCGAGGCCUCGUUGCGACAGGAGCUAGAGGGGAUAGGGCGGGGUCAAGCCAAGGCGUUGGUUCAGGAUCAGAAACGCCGACAAAAGCUAUCGUUUUUGCAAGAAUCUAUUAAGCAAGCGGACGCGCAAUCUUCGACACUGCAGGAGGAUCUCGUACAGCUGAGGUCAUCGGCCUUGUCAAGUCAGCCGCAGUUGGACCAGAGCUUGGUGGCGAUCCGGGCAUUGGAGCAAAAGAUCCAGUCGUCACUAGUCAGCGCCAAAGCGGAAGUGGCCCCUCUCAAGGCAGAAUGUCAGCGACUCCAAAGUGAGAUCAAGCAAUUGGAGAGCGAGCGUGCAGAUUGGACUUUGAAAGCGACUAAGCUACGGGAGAGUGAGGUGGCACCACUUCAGCUACGAUUGCAGCGAUUAGAGCAACAGCAAGUCGUCUGGAAGGUCGCCGCAGAGGCUAGCAAGGACAAGGAUCGAGAGGCAGGACUCAAAUUAGCGGCUUUGGAGGAGGAAAUCCAGAAAAAGACGCUCAAGUCACAGCAGCUCGAGAAUGCGAUUGAGGAGUUCAAGAAGGAGAACAUCGUGCUCAAGGAGUCAGUCGAGCAGGAGAUGGAAAUCUGGGAGAGCCUUGAACGCGAAUUGGAUGAGGAUGAGUCACCAACGUCGUCCUUUCCCCUGCAGCCACCGUCAUACGGUACCCAGUAUUUCACAUCGCCAGGGCCGGCGCCGCCGGUCCUCCAACCACUCCAUCAUCAGCAGUUGGAUAUGUCUGUCGAUAGUUCCCUUCGCGACUCGCACUACUGGUUUCCUGCUGGAAAUGGCAUUGGUUCGAGUAGUGAUCCAUGGCUCAAUCCUGCGAGCCCUUUGAUCGGAGGCGGUGUUGGUGUUAGUUCUAGCGAUGGACACGCACGUUCACGGACACUGGGACUGCAGCACAAUGACCCAGACUCUAUUGUGAGCGAGCCGCAGUCGCUUUGGGAGAUGCCUUCUAUACCUUUUUUGGAUGGUACUAGGUCGAACACAAACUUGUCCAAUAUUCUUGCUGAGCGCGAAUAAUAAAGCCCUUGAAAAAAAAAACAGCAUUUGCAACCUCAUCCCAUUCUCUGGUUCAAGCCCUGUCUCGUCUUCCCAUUAUCAUUUUGCUCUUCCCAUAAUGUCAUUGACCAGCACGGCGUGUCUACUCCGUUUGUGCUUGCAAUGUGUAGAGUGUAGUAUUGCAUAUUCAGAG
This is a messenger RNA of Gamsiella multidivaricata, 3463 nucleotides long. RefSeq lists its product as uncharacterized. The record is from RefSeq and is a predicted model, not a curated record. Lineage: Eukaryota; Fungi; Mortierellomycota; Mortierellomycetes; Mortierellales; Mortierellaceae. The coding region runs from base 205 to 3291 and encodes 1028 amino acids. The transcript is spliced from 5 exons.